GCUUGCACACCGCUCAAUACGCCUCAUUUAUUUUAGUCUCACACACAUCGACAACUGAGCUUUCCGCUUCCUUAGGAUAACACAUACCGACGAUGCGUCUUCCCUCUACCCGAAGGCGUAGUCCAGCCGGCAGUUCUAAUAGUUGUACAAUUAAACUUGCGCCGUGGGCUGCUGUAUUAUGCGUUCUUACAACUGCGUGCUUACUCAUUGCUGUUUUGCAUAGCUCUUCGUCGAACGCGUCGACUUGGCGCCCGUCUCGUCGGCUUCAAGCCCUGUCACUGCUGCCUCAACGAAAUGUGCACUCGCGUGCAUUUAACGGUCACCAUGACGCUGGGGAGCGUAUUGCUUCACUGUACCAUGCGGAAUUGGCGGAGUACUUUAAGGCCACGCUUAAGCCAAAUGCUACGUCAGCAGAUAAGCUACUUGCGACUUUAAAAGAUUUAGAAGACAUGGGCAUCACAACCGUCGCCUUGUCGACGCCAUGGGAUUGGUUCAACCCUGAGCAUGGGCGCCUUCGCUUCGACUACCUCAGCUGGAUGACUGGAAGGGUCUGUCAAACCACGAGAAUGAAGGUUGCACUUAUCCUAGACAUGGCACGUGCCCCUUCCUGGGUCUUCGACAAGUGGCCAAAUGCCAAGGCCGUUGACAGCCACGGUCGUCAAUACCCGCUGCUGUCCUGGUUUCACGUGGAGGCAAACCAGGUGGCAUUACAGGUGUUGGGAGAUGUGGUGAGCCACUUGGUCGCAGCGCAACCAGGCUGCGUGACGUCCGUACAGCCCGUGUACAACAAUGAGUACGAGGCCAAGUACACACAGGAGCACGACUGCUUCCAAGACUACUCCCCUCCCGCGAUUGCAGCGUUCAGGGAGUGGGUGCGCGGGCGGCGGCAGCAGCUGCCGGAUCUCAACGCCCGCUGGGGCAGCAGCUUCGCCUCGUGGGAUCAGGUGAUGCCCCCGGCGCUUGAGGCGGGCAGCUUCCUGGGGGUGGAUGCGACACCCAGGUAUUGGGACUUCCUCAAGUUUCGUGAGCUCUACGGCGCAUCGGUGCUCAACCGGGCAUGUGCUACCGUACGAUCAGCUGGCGUCAAGUGCUUCCAUUUGAUCCCAAAUCUGUUUUCCGCGCUAAACGCUGUGUACGGCGUGGGCAUGUUUAAGCACAUCGCCGCUAGCCAGGAUCUUGACUUUAUCGUCCUUGGAUCCAAUUUCCGUUCGUCGUACGGAACUCGUAUGGAUGCGACAAAGAUACGUCUUGACGUGGCAGCAGCUCGAUCGUACGGCAAACCCGUGUACUUCCAAGCAACGGUUGACCCGGCCGCCCUUGCCACCGCCAACAGCAACGACAGCAACGCAGUACAGGCGAGCACCGACCUCAUCGCUGCUAGCUUCCAUGCAGCCUGGCGAGGCGGGGCAGAGGGACUGGGGCUGGUUAACUGGCUCGGUGCGCACUUGCAGCAGCAGCAGCAACAACAGAAUGCUGCCUCCCCCCAAUCUACAACGUCCUCCUCCUCGUCGUCUUCAUCGUCCUCAGUAGCAGGAGCGGGAGCAGCAGCAUCCUCCUCGUCCCUGCUAGCAGCCGCGGCAGGGGCCAUGAAGGCAGUAGAGGACCCCAAGGCUGCGGCGGCAGCGGCGGCGGCAGCAGCAGGAGGCUCGGGUUGCCGGCUCCUGGCCUCAUCCCGGGAGCUAGUGGGGGUGUUUCUGCACCUGGACUCGAUAAGCGCGUUGCAUGGCCUGCAGUGGGGCUGGGCUCGCAAGGACCCCGUACACGACUUCGUGCAGGACCUAGCUGAGACCUACGCAGGCAGCUGCGAAGCGGAUGUGGCCGUGUUCCUCGAGCUUGACCGCCUGUUGACCGCCCUGCCCGUACUGGACCGGGUGGUGUUUGUGGAGCCUGUCGUACUGUACGGCAGAGCCGAGCUGGAGACGUAUGCGCUGGUCAAGGCGGCCAUCCAGGAAAUGCAACACGAGGUCCUGCAACUGCCGCUCAACCAAACCAACGGCGUCCAACUAACCGUCUUGCAGCACCUGUGAGGGGGCUGCGCACGUUCCCGUCCGCUUCCACGGUUGCUUCCGCGGGUGGGGUUUGAGGAAGGAGCAGCAGGGGGAGAGUGAUGGUAAUGCUGCUUAAGAAGUCUGGCCUUUGCAGUAGAGGCCCCGUGAGGUUGCUGUUAGUAGACCAGAUAUGCUAGGCAGGUAUCCUAGCGAGAUCCAAGGGCUAGAAGAGGCAGCACGCAGGGUGGGGUGGGUGCGUUGAGAUGCACGAUGCAUGACACAGCGGCAUUGAUAUGAUGUAUGAGAGAUGUAUGCAUGAUGCAUGUGAGAUACCGGCAUGUGGCAUGCAACGCGCACUAUCUGGCCCCUGGCUGGUUCUGGUAGGGUACGUACGGCAGGUAGGGGGUAGCACCCGGCAGGCAGGCAGAGGAUGGGGGAUAUUGGUUCGCUUUUCUGCUUCUUCUGCUUCUUACCGGUGCAGUUGCUGCGGCUGCUGUUGUGCUACUAGAUUGUAUUGCUCAUGAAGGAUUUAGCAGGCUUUGCCUCUAUUGCGGUGUUGCAGCAUGGUCGCUAAUGUUCCAAAAGGGCCGCGGCCGUGUCAGGCCAUGCAGACGCGACCCAUGGGUCGUUCGUUUGCUGCUGGGGUUUCCUCUUGCUUGCCAAGGUGUCCUGUUGCACUGUACGUGGUGCUCGGGUGCUUUCAGGGCCGUGGUUCUCUAGCAAAGGUGUUUGUUUGCGUACGUACCGAUUCUGUUUGUUUGGGAACACGCUAAGUUGGCCUUCUCACCUGAACUUCACAGCAGGUGGCGGUUGUGUAGGUGAUGAGGGGUGCUGCGAAACACAUUAUGCGUGUGCGUGAUGCUUGUCAAACGCUGAGCCGUGGGUGUGGUUCUGUGUGCGUAUUGGAUUGGCAAUGUAAUGAUGUUUGGGGAGUGAAAGAACCUCGAGAAGGUCGAGGUAUCGCCAUGCCCUAAUAACGUUUUUUAAGAUCUAUAGGACCUUCAUUUCCUGUCUAGGUUAAAGAACAUGGAUUAUGUGCCCAUUACCUUGACUGCCAUUUCCUAGAGCAUCCCAUUAUACCACCCGUCGUGGGCAUUCAUCGCUUGGUCUUAAAACAUGACCACAACAGACUCAGCCUGCAAGGCUAUUUAUUUUUGCUUGUGGCGUGUCGUUCGUUUGUUGGAAUCAGGAGGUGAGCGGUGAGUGACGUGUCCUUAAAGGCUGCUACAAUGGGGUAUGGGUAGAUGUGUUGUAGCAGGGAUGUGGGGCACAGAAGGGCGGUUAUGUGGCUGGCUUGGGGCCCAAGCGGCACAUAUGUGAUAGCUAUUAAGGCGGUUGCUGCGUGGUAUGUGAUUUACGGGCUCUACGCAUGUGAUUGAAGGGCCGCGCUUAACGCAGCUGGUGACCUCAGUUAGACCUGACGACAAGGGACUCAGCAUGCGCUGUUUGCCUGUUUCGGGUCAAAGUACAGUCCUCUUGUGUUGUUGGGUUGUCGCUACAUAGGUGUGCUCAGUCCUGAUGGCCCGUUGUGAUCUACCCAGUGCGUGUGGUGGUUCCACUUACAGUUACAGUCUGUACGCGUGUAUAGUGUGUCCGUACGAGCCAGGGGGGGCCAAAGGACACUAUGAUAACCAAAGUUUGUCUGAGUCAGGGUCCCCUACAGGCAUCUGUUUAAGGGCUCUGCGCAGGUGGUUGCGUUCUUCAUUCUUUCGCUGCUGCGGAUGUUCGUCACCCAGCAUUGCGCACCAAUGCUUGGUAUGGAUUGCAAGGACGGACUCACGAACGGUUACGAUGUAGCAGGAGGGAAGACUAAAGAGACUGCUGCGUGCAGGGGUUUGGAGGGGAUAUCGAGGAUAGGGCUGUGUUUUGCUGUGUUUGCGUUUGUUAAAGGCUAUGUCAUGCCCACCUAAGAUACGAAUGAGGUUUGUGAGAGAUACCGGCUCUAUUCAUACUUUAACACAAUUUGACAUAAGAUGCAUCGACAUGCGUUGCACUUGAGAGGUAUAUGCAUAAACACAGUUGCCUGCUUUAUGUUGGGCGGUUGAAGUCAAGUACGUUUAGUUGCAGUCUGCAGGCUGCUGGCUGCAGCAUUCAGACAGAUUGUGCCGUUAUGUGACCGAUAACAGGGAGAGAUGUAGCACUGUACGCAUGUAACUACGGUAUGUAAGGC
Molecule: messenger RNA, 4158 nt
Organism: Astrephomene gubernaculifera
Lineage: Eukaryota; Viridiplantae; Chlorophyta; Chlorophyceae; Chlamydomonadales; Astrephomenaceae
Source: the annotation of a GenBank genome assembly